This is a messenger RNA of Scleropages formosus (Asian bonytongue), 4785 nucleotides long. RefSeq names its product importin 13b (gene ipo13b). The record is from RefSeq and is a predicted model, not a curated record. Bases 562 to 3441 code for a protein of 959 amino acids. The transcript is spliced from 21 exons. Gene Ontology annotation, molecular function: small GTPase binding. Gene Ontology annotation, biological process: protein import into nucleus. Gene Ontology annotation, cellular component: cytoplasm. NCBI's taxonomy places the organism in Eukaryota, Metazoa, Chordata, Actinopteri, Osteoglossiformes, Osteoglossidae.
GCUGUGCGGACCGUCGCCGUUGUAUCAGCCGGGCUGGCCGCGGUCGAGCUGUCGAGAAGCCGGUGUGGCGCUGCGAGCAAGGUGGGGCUGGAUGCUCGUGUGACGCGGUUCAUGAUGGUCGGAACCACGCCGUGUGCAUCUCUGGACUGAGAGGCUCUGACUGAGGAAGAACCGGCAGCCGGGGCGUGUGUCUGCGUGUGCGGCGGUUCAGCAGGCUGUCAGCGGCGAAGGAGAGGUUGACAGCGGGAGGAGGAGAGAGCAGAGCGGACAUUUGACACAACCGGGAAAGGCGAGAGGAACUGAACUGAAGGCAGCUGAGCACACAGUCGAACAGCCGCGCGUUGGCGGAGGCGGCGGGGAGGGGGGGUCACAGUCAGAACAGCUCGGUUCGGUUCGGUUCAGCUCGAAAGCGGGUGGAGAACCGCCGUGUCAGAGCAGCAGGGAGAGCGGGCCGGACAGCCUUACCUUGUUGUGUGUAUGUCUGUGUGAGAGAGAGAGAGAGUGAGUGAGUGUGUGUCCGCGUGUCCUCGCGCGCGCGGGGAGUUCACGUGCAGUGUGGACAUGGAUACGACAUUCAGAAUAUCGCAGAGUGCGGAGUCCCUGGACUUCACCGUGGAGAAUGUGGAGAAGGCUCUGCACCAGCUCUACUAUGACCCUAAUAUCGACAACAAGAAUCUUGCCCAGAAGUGGCUCAUGCAAGCCCAAGUGUCCCCACAGGCAUGGCAGUUCUGCUGGGCUCUGCUUAGCCCAGACAAGGUUCCAGAGAUCCAGUACUUUGGUGCCAGUGCUCUUCACACCAAGAUCUCGCGCUACUGGGGGGAUAUCCCUGCCGAGCAGUAUGACUCCCUCAAGACGCAGCUCUUCUCCCAGAUUGCCUGCUUCGCUUCGGGCUCCAGAAUGGUUCUGACACGGCUCUGCGUGGCCCUGGCCUCUCUGGCACUCAACAUGAUGCCAGAAGCGUGGCCGGGGGCCGUGGCUGAGAUGGUGCGUGCCUUCCAGGAAGAGGGGAACGUGGCAGAUGGGCGUGCCCGCUGCUUGGCGCUGCUCGAGCUGCUCACCGUGCUGCCCGAGGAGUUUCAGACCAGCCGGCUACCACAGUACCGCAAGGGGCAGGUGCGCGGAGCACUGGGUGCCGAGUGGGCCUCAGUGUGGCCGCUGCUCCGACAGCUGCUGCGGCAGCCCGACUCGCCAGGCCCCGUGAAGGCACGAGUGCUGAGGUGCCUGUCCAGCUGGGUGCUCCUGGAUGUGCCACUGAGCGAGAGCGAGGCCCUCGUGCAGGAUAGCUUCAGCGCGUUGGCUGACCCCGAGCUCUUUGAUACCGCUGUGGAGGCUGUCGUCAAUGCCAUCUCUCAGCCUGACUCCCAGAGGUACGUGAACACAUUGCUGAAACUGGUGCCCCAGGUGCUGCAGCUGCAGGACCAGCUGCGGGAGGCGGUACAGAGUGGUGACAUGGAGACCUCACAUGGGAUCUGUCGCAUCGCUGUGGCCCUUGGGGAGAACCACUCCAGGACUCUUUUGGAGCAGGUUGAACACUGGCAAAGUUUUCUGGCCCUUGUGAACAUGAUCAUGUUCUGCACUGGCAUUCCUGGGCACUACCCCGUCAACGAGACCACCAGUUCUCUCACACUCACCUUCUGGUACACCCUCCAGGAUGACAUCAUGUCUUUCGAGGCCGACAAGCAGGCAGUGUAUCUGCAAGUCUACAGGCCUGUGUACUUCCAGCUGGUGGACGUGCUGCUACAUAAGGCCCAGUUCCCCUCUGAUGAGGAGUAUGCCACCUGGUCGUCUGAUGAGAAGGAGCAGUUUAGGAUCUACCGGGUGGACAUCUCAGACACACUGAUGUACGUGUAUGAGAUGCUGGGUGCCGAGCUCCUCAGCAACCUGUAUGACAAGUUGGGCAGGCUGCUGACCUCCGACCAGCCCACGUCCUGGCAGCAUACAGAAGCACUGCUGUAUGGCUUCCAGUCCAUUGCCGAAACCAUAGAUGUGAACUACUCCGACGUCAUUCCUGGCCUCAUCGGCUUGAUUCCGCGAAUCAACAUCAACAACGUUCAGCUGGCAGAUACAGUCAUGUUCACUAUAGGUGCGCUGGCAGAGUGGCUGGCUGAUCACCCAGUCAUGUUGAGCAGCGUCCUCCCGCUUGUGCUGCAGGCCUUGGGGAACCCAGAUCUGUCGGUGUCCAGUGUGUCCACGCUCAAGAAGAUCUGUCGUGAGUGCAAGUACGACUUGCCCCCCUACGCUAACAACAUUGUCGCAGUCUCCCAGGAGGUUCUCAUUAAGCAGAUCCACAAGACCAGUCAAUGCAUGUGGCUGAUGCAGGCCCUGGGCUUCUUGCUCUCCGCCCUGCCAGUGGAGGACAUCUUACGGAACCUGCAUUCUCUCAUCACCCCUUAUAUCCAACAGCUGGAGAAGCUGGCAGCUGAGACGCCCAAUCCGUCCAAUAAGCUAGCUAUCAUUCACAUUUUGGGCCUCCUGUCCAACCUGUUCACUACACUGGACAUCUCUAAACAGGAGGAUGAGUUAGGAGAAGGUGUACCCUUGGUCAAAAAGGCCCUCCCCCAGUCAGGCCCCAACCCAGUUGUGGUGGUCCUCCAGCAGGUCUUUGCUCUUAUCCAGACUGUCCUCAGCAAGUGGCUCAAUGACUCGCAGGUGGUGGAGGCUGUAUGUGCCAUUUUUGAGAAAUCUGUGAAGACUCUUCUACAAGAUUUUGCCCCUAUGGUGUCCCAACUAAGUGAGAUGCUUGGUCAGAUGUAUAGCACCAUCCCACAGGCUUCUGCCCUGGACCUCACACGUCAGAUGGUCCAUAUAUUUGCCAGUGAAACUGACUACUUUCCCCCUAUCAAGGCUCUUUUUGAAUUGGUCACCUCUGUCACAUUAUCCAUCUUUCAGCAAGGGCCCAGGGAUCAUCCUGAUAUUGUUGAUUCAUUUAUGCAACUCCAAGCUCAGGCCCUCAAACGGAAACCAGACUUAUUUAUGUCUGAGAAUCUUGAUGUGAAAGCUGUGUUCCAUUGUGGAGUGCUGUCACUGAAAUUUCCAGAAGCCCCCACUGUCAAAUCCACCUGUCUGUUUUUUACGGAGCUGCUGCCUCACUGUGCAGAUGUUCCUUCAGUGGGCCAGGUGGUACAGGAAGAGGGCAAGCUGCUGCUGCAGGCCAUCUUGGAGGCAAUUGGAGGACAGUCGUCCCGCAGUCUGAUGGACCAGUUUUCAGAGAUCCUGUUCUCUAUGAACAAGCACUGCUUUGCACUGCUGACAGUGUGGCUGAAGGAGGUGCUGCAGCGCCCCAACUUCCCCUCCUCUCGGCUCACUGCAGAGCAGAAAGACACUUUCAGCCAACAGAUCCUCAGGGAGCGAGUGAACAAGCGUCGAGUCAAGGAGAUUGUGAAGGAGUUCACUUUGCUGUGUAGAGGACUGCAUGGCACGGAGUACGCUGCCGAUUACUGAAACAGCACCAGCCCCGACACCAGAACCCAAAGCAGCCCUACAGCCACCUAGACACCUACUACUUCGGUCACAUGGGAGCCAAGAGAAUCGACACCAAGGAAAGUCAGGGUGACCCCGGGGUGAUCCCAGCUCUUCAGUGACCAUUCCAGGAGAGCCAAGGCUGAAAUGUCUCUGGGUUUUAUUAGCAUUGAAACCAAAACUACUUCUUCCAGCCGAUCUGCCCCUUUCCCAUGGCUUUUACCCAGCAGCAUGGCUCAUCUCCCCUCCUUCCAAAUCAAGCUUUCAGCUCUUCUCAUUAUGGCUCUUCCAUGGCUCUGAGCCUAUUCUCCUCGUGAUAUGCAUCCAUAAGAUAAAUAGUGAUAUUUCGCUUAUUUUUGGAAAGAUCCAAAGACACACACACAGGACUUGACAUAGUCAUGCCUGCUGCUAACUGGAGAAGACAAAUAAAGAGACAAACUUCUUUGUGCCCUGCAGGUCCAUGUCUUAUUGCAUCAAUUUGUGCCCCGUCUUUGCUCCUAUGUUGCCAAAUUGUGAACUGUUAUGUGUCCUAGGCUUUUUAUAUUUUUUUAUAUUAUAUAAAGUAGAAUUUUAACUGGUUCUUGUAGAUAUUAUAAAUUAAGCUGAGAUGAGCUAAAUCACUACUAAUAAUCAAAGGAAAUGAAUUGUACCCCAAAUGUAACCAUUAAACUUGGAAUGAUUUAAAGUAAUUGAUACAUGAAAAAAGCUUCUGUCUACACUGAGGACUUUGGGUGGAAAUUAUUGCAAUUGAAGGAUCUUAGCUUCCUAACGGAAACAGUGGUGGAUCAAACAGCAACAGGAAAGGUUUCCUUGGUUCUGCUGAAGGACGGAGUACAAACCUAUCGCUAAUUGUUCUACUCUAAUAAUCUGAGCCCUGUUACAGCAGUUUCUUAGUUCAAAAGCAGAGUUGCUAAGAUUUCUGUUCAAUAACUGUUAGUGUUUGUAUGCCUGCAUUUUCACUGGUUAUCCAGGCUUUAGCUACAUUUUGGACAUGUAAAAACACCCUAAAUUCCAAAUCAACCUCCCCCCUGCCCAAUUUAACACCAUUUACAUCAACACCUGUAGUGCAUGAACGGAGUUGUCAUUCUCCUUGCUCCUACCUAACGCUAUGUGUCCUUGACUGUACCCAUUUCAAGCCUGCAAACUUGUAGCAUGUAUGUUUUUCGGGAGGGGGUUGGUUGGUGACAGUAGCAUAGCGUAUGUGUGCUUGCACAAUAUUGGUACAGUAGGGUAAUACUUGCUGGAGAUUAAAAAGCAGGGGAAUGAGGAAAAUGUAUAUUGAUUUUUGUAUCUGGUUUUAAUUUAUUAAAUAUAUCUACAGCAGCA